AUGGAAAACGAAGAAUAUGCACCCAUGUCGGGAUCCAACUGUAUAUGCACGGUCACCGUACUUUUAGAAACCGGCAUGAUCCCUAUGAAGGAGCCCGUGACCGAGCUUACGCUUGACACUGCAGCCGGACUUGUCCAAGUGAGGGCUGAAUGCCGGGGAGGCAAAUGCAAGAGCGUCGCCUUUGAUAACGUCCCGUCCUUCGUGUUUCAGCUCGAUUACAAGAUUGACGUUCCUGGUAUCGGCACUGUGUCUGUCGAUAUCGCCUACGGAGGCAUGAUGUACAUACUCGUCGACGCGGGAUCACUUGGCCUGAGAAUCCGGAACGCCGAUGGCCCAAAGUUAGUCGAGGUCGGGGAGAAGAUCAAACAGGCAGUCAACGCAGCUUACACCCCGGCACAUCCCGAGAACCCCGAUAUCUUUGGCUAUAGUGUUCUCGCGUUCACUGAGCCUGUCGAAGAGCUUUCGGACGGAAGUGGCAAGACGGCUAUCAAUACAGUUGUUACUUCUCCGGGCAGAUUUGAUAGAAGCCCUUGCGGCACGGGUAGUUCUGCCCGUCUAGCUGUCUUACAUGCUCGAGGACAGAUUGCCGUCGGGGAGAAGUUUGUGCAUAGGAGUAUUCUGGGGACUGAGUUCAUCACCCAUAUUCGGGGGACGACCAAGGUCGCUGAUUAUCCGGCCGUUUUGCCAACUAUCCAGGGUCGGGCGUGGAUUACGGGUUAUCAGACGGUUGUGCUAGACUCGGAGGAUCCUUUCCCCCAAGGAUUCCGUGUUGGUGAUCAAUGGCGCUGUAAACUUUGA
Aspergillus oryzae RIB40 is the source of this 798-nucleotide messenger RNA. RefSeq names its product proline racemase family protein. The coding region runs from base 1 to 798 and encodes 265 amino acids. The transcript has a single exon. The record is from RefSeq and is a predicted model, not a curated record. Gene Ontology annotation, molecular function: 4-hydroxyproline epimerase activity. Lineage: Eukaryota; Fungi; Ascomycota; Eurotiomycetes; Eurotiales; Aspergillaceae.